AUUCAUUGCAACUCAUGUGGUACUAACUGAUCUUGAAUUAUCUUGUCGUUAUCAAAUUAUCAUUAAGAUUAUAACCAUAAAACACUUAUGUUUAUUCAGAGCCUUGCGCUGAAAACCUUGUGUGAGAUUUAGACAAUGUAAUGCUAUUUAGUUCAUAUAUUUUUGAAUAGUUCGCAAGCAUUUAUGAUUUUAUUGAGUUUUUCGUGUUGUGUGAAAAAUAUAAUUUUAAAAUGGAUGUGUGUAAAAACGAAGAGGAUUAUAAUCCGUAUGAGCAUCGACAGGUUAAGAAACCAAAUUCAGAUAUUCGAUCGCUGGCAAAUCUGUUGAAAGCGUCAUUAGGAUCUGGAAUCUUGGCGAUGCCUUUAGCGUUUUCAAACGCGGGAUGGGGAUUUGGCAUAAUUGGUACAAUUAUUGUAGCAUUUAUAUGUGGUCAUUGCGUUCAUAUAUUUGUAAAAGUAUCAAGGGGUUGCUGCAAAGUUAUGAAGAGGCCCUUACUUAAUUAUGCUGAGACGUGUGAAGCAGCCUUUACUAUUGGACCAAAGAGGUUAAGGCCACUUGCUACUAGUGCAAGGAUAUUCGCCGAAGUUGCACAAUUAUUGACAUAUCUUGGAGUAUGUUGUAUAUUUACUGUACUUAUUGCAGAUUCUGUUAAACAGCUUUUCGACCGCUAUGUGACGUCAUUCAUUUUACCAAUUGAAUAUUAUUGCCUUAUCAUAUUGGUACCUCUUUGCUUCAUGUGUCAAAUAAGAUAUCUUAAAUGGCUGGCCCCGUUCUCUUUGAUUGCAAACGUUUUACUUGUGGCAACGUUUCUUAUAUGUAUUUAUUACAUAUUCAAAGACGAGAUAACUAUAAGCGACAAGAAAAUAAUUGGAUCACCGGCAAGGCUCCCGGCAUUUCUAUCUACAGUAAUAUUUGCAAUGGAAGGCAUCGGAGUCGUGAUGCCAGUAGAGAACUCAAUGAAGAAACCACAGCAUUUCCUGGGUUGUCCAGGAGUACUAUUCAUAGCCAUGUCGUUUAUUAUGAUGCUGUAUACCAUUCUAGGUGUUUUUGGCUACUUCAGAUAUGGUGACGAGUUAAAAGGAUCUAUAACCCUCAACUUACCUAUGGAUGACUGGCCAGCAAUCUGCGCUAAGGCUUCUAUAGCAGUCUCCAUAUUUCUCACGUAUCCUCUUCAUUUCUUUGUCGUAAUCGGUGUUCUCACAAGAUUCUCCGAACCCUACAUAAAGAAGGAAUACAGAAACUGGGCACAAAUACUUGGACGAACUGCUGUUGUUCUUUUUUGCGGAGGCAUAGGCGUUGCAUUACCAAUGUUAGAACAUAUUACCAAUUUAGUUGGAGCGCUGUUCUACUCUAUGCUGGGUCUUAUUAUACCGGGAGUGGUUCAGACAGUAUUCCUAUGGGAAGACCUGGGAAGAUACAACUGGAUCCUUUGGAAAAACUCAUUAAUUGUGCUAUUUGGAGUGUUCUGUGCGAUUUCUGGUUGUACUGUUACAGUUUUGGACAUUAUCGAGAGACUUCAAUCUAGAACUGUGUAGUGUGCUCCCAUUUUUAUUAAUGUAUAGUUAUAAUAUAGUUCUUUAAUAUAGAAGAAACUCAUGAAAUAAUAAGAUUUACUUUGAAAUAAGCUAUUAAGUUAAUUAAUUAUUUACUUUAAAUUGAAACGCUAAGAUACUAAUACUACAAAUAAUCAACUACCACAGUGUCUGAAGACGAAGGUUUUCAACCAUUGUGUGUUGCCAGUGAUGACGCAGACGUGGUCGCUAACUAUGGGCCUGAUGAGAAAGUCAAUGGUCGCUCAGAGGGCAAUGGAGAGGGCUAUGCUCGGAGUUCCCCUGCGAGAUUGAAACAGAAAUGAGGAGAUCCGUAGGCGAACCAAUGUCACCGACAUUUAUUUAUUUAUUAUUUAUAUAUAUUAUAAUUAAAUACAUUGUUUUACA
Molecule: messenger RNA, 1937 nt
Organism: Leptidea sinapis
Lineage: Eukaryota; Metazoa; Arthropoda; Insecta; Lepidoptera; Pieridae
Product: proton-coupled amino acid transporter-like protein pathetic
Exons: 8
Coding region: 231-1535 (434 amino acids)
Biological process (GO): amino acid transmembrane transport
Cellular component (GO): vacuolar membrane
Molecular function (GO): amino acid transmembrane transporter activity
Source: RefSeq, a predicted model, not a curated record